Molecule: messenger RNA, 2787 nt
Organism: Histoplasma mississippiense
Lineage: Eukaryota; Fungi; Ascomycota; Eurotiomycetes; Onygenales; Ajellomycetaceae
Product: ATP-dependent protease La 2
Exons: 3
Coding region: 1-2787 (928 amino acids)
Biological process (GO): protein targeting to peroxisome; protein catabolic process; protein quality control for misfolded or incompletely synthesized proteins
Cellular component (GO): peroxisomal matrix
Molecular function (GO): serine-type endopeptidase activity; ATP hydrolysis activity; ATP binding
Source: RefSeq, a predicted model, not a curated record
AUGGGCACCAAUUCAUCGCGAUCAACAAACCUCCCUUUGCUACCGCUAUCUAGGGAUUCGGUUCUCUUGCCCGGUGUCACCCUUCGUAUCCCGCUGUCGGAACGCCCUGAUAUCCCUCUCCUCCUCACUUCUCUCUUCAGCAAAUCCUCCUUAAAGGCUGGAAAUGCCACCAUUGUUGGCUGCUCUCCUCUCAGUUCUCCCUUUCUGAGCAAGGAUGGCAAGAAGCUGUUGAAUAAUGUGGACGGGGCAAGCACCCGAUCAGCAGCCUCGAGCACAGUCGACCCAGCUAAAGCUUCCAAGCAUGAUCUCUUCAGCUAUGGCACAGUAGCUAAGGUUAUUGGCGUUCAGGGAAGGCCAAAUAGUGAGCCAUGUCUACUUGUGGAAGGCUUGAAGCGGUUUUCGAUUAGCAAGGUUACCAAGGAGACUCCGUUCUUAGAGGCGGAUGUGACUGUACAUGAUGAAAUUGCCCCCCUUGCCACUGACAUCGUAAUGGUAACACUCUUUGACCAGGUCAAGCGACUUUCACGAGAACUUUUGGCUUUCCUCAGACUCACAUCCUUCUUUCCCCAUCAAACCAAUGGCAUAUCGCCCCUGAUUGCUCGACGAUUUGAACUUUUCAUCGCCAAGAAGAGUAUCUCGCAAGCAGGAACUCUCGCCGAUUUUAUGACUGAUGUGGUGGAAACCACAUUCGAGGAAAAACUACAGGUUCUAGCUUCGAUUGACCUGAAGACCAGGCUAGAGAAAGUUGUGGAACUCUUGUCAAGACAAGUCCAAGAUAUGAGAAGCAAUAUUAAGGUGACUUCUAUCACUACAUCGAGUAAUCCUUCGAAUUUUGGCGUUGAUAUCAAUCAGUUGGAUCCGCGCCAAAGAGAACUACAGUCCCGACGCUCCAUGACGGGAAUCAAUGGCUUUCCACCGGGGAUUCACGGAGGAAUGGGGGAUGCCGGCGAAGAGAAGGAACCAAACGAAAUCGAUGAACUCCAGCAAAAACUUCAAGAUGCCAAGCUAAGCCCAGAAGCCCAGAAAGUAGCAGAUCGUGAACUCAAGCGGCUCCGUAAGAUGAAUCCUUCCAACGCAGAAUAUGGCGUCUGCCGAACAUACUUGGAGAAUCUGGCUGAGAUUCCUUGGUCUAAGAUCACUGAGGACCAAUUGGGUGUUGAAACGCUCCAGAGGGCCAGGAAACAGUUGGACGAUGACCAUUACGGCCUGGAAAAAAUAAAGAAACGCCUGUUGGAGUACUUGGCGGUUCUCAAACUGAAGCAGACUCUCAACGCUGAUGUUGAUAAUCAAAUUUCAAAGCUCUCGAAAGAUUUGGACGUAGAUGAGAACAGCAGCGAAGACGAAACUGAAUCUAAAUCUAGCGCUGAGCGGGCCGCCAUAGAAACUAAGCUACAGCUUCUCAAGUCAAAGCGUAUGACAGACAAAUCUCCAAUUAUGCUCCUUGUUGGCCCUCCUGGUACGGGAAAAACCAGUUUGGCCAAAUCAGUUGCCACAGCACUUGGCCGCAAAUUCCAUCGUAUUUCUCUUGGUGGUGUGAGAGAUGAGGCCGAGAUUCGCGGACAUCGGAGGACCUAUGUCGCGGCAAUGCCUGAGCUUAUCGUGAAUGGACUGAAGAAAGUGGGUGUUGCCAACCCAGUUUUCUUGCUUGAUGAGAUCGACAAGGUGGUCGGCUCCAAUUUCCACGGCGACCCGUCAGCUGCCAUGUUGGAAGUCCUUGACCCAGAGCAAAACCAUAGCUUUACAGAUCACUACAUAAACAUCCCCAUCGAUCUGAGCAAAGUAUUGUUUAUCGCAACCGCAAACGCUUUGGAUACUAUCCCUCCACCCCUCUUGGAUCGUAUGGAAACAAUCCAGCUUUCCGGCUACACAACCGUUGAGAAGAAACAUAUCGCGUCCCGCCAUCUCGUACCCAAACAGAUCCGGACCAACGGCCUUUCAGACGGCCAAGUCUUCCUCUCUGACGAAGUCCUUGAGAAAAUCAUCACAGCCUACACCCGUGAAUCUGGGGUCCGCAACCUAGAACGCGAAAUUGGCUCCGUCUGCCGCUACAAAGCCGUCCAAUAUGCAGAUGCCAAAGACGCGUCCAAAGAACACACAUAUAAUCCGCAGGUCUCCAUCGAAGACCUAGACGAAAUCCUCGGCAUCGAGCGUUUCGACGAAGAAAUCGCAGAAAAACACGCACGUCCUGGUAUCGUGACAGGUCUUGUCGCAUACUCCACCGGUGGCCAGGGUAGUAUCCUCUUCAUUGAAGUGGCCGACAUGCCGGGCAAUGGCCGCGUGCAGCUGACAGGCAAGCUGGGUAAUGUGUUGAAAGAAUCCGUCGAAGUGGCGCUUACCUGGGUCAAAGCACACUCGUUCGACCUGGGUUUGACCCACGAUCCCAACGAGGAUAUCAUGAAACAUCGCAGCCUGCAUGUGCACUGCCCUUCCGGAGCGAUCCCCAAGGACGGGCCCUCUGCCGGCCUUGCACAUACGAUCGCAUUGAUCUCGUUGUUCUCUGGAAAGACGGUGCCGCCAGAUGUCGCCAUGACGGGAGAAGUUUCUCUCCGCGGCCGGGUGAUGCCUGUUGGUGGCAUUAAGGAGAAGCUCAUCGGUGCGCACCGCGCAGGCGUGAAGACUGUUUUGCUCCCUGAGCAUAAUCGCAAGGAAGUACGGGAAGUUCCUGUCGAGGUUAAGAAUAGUUUGGAAAUUGUGCAUGUCAAGCACAUUUGGGAAGCAAUCCGGCACAUCUGGCCGCAUGCGCACUGGCCAGGCGAGCACACUCCGAUGUUCGAGAGCAGAUUGUAG